AUCCAACUCUCUCUCUCUCUCUCUCUCUCUCUCAAAAACUCUGAUCAAAACCCAAAAGGUCUUUUGCUUUCAAUCAAUCAGCUCCCCCGUUUAAGGGAAUUUGAUGGAUGUUAAAGCAGCAAGAGGUCGCAGCUCCAACGUUCAAAGCAGCGAGGAUGAGACCAUGGACCUUAGGAGAGGUCCCUGGACUGUUGAUGAGGACUUCACGCUCAUCAAUUACAUUACCAAUCACGGCGAGGGUCGCUGGAACUCCCUUGCUCGAGCUGCCGGUCUGAAACGAACAGGAAAGAGCUGCAGAUUAAGGUGGCUCAACUAUCUUCGACCCGAUGUUCGACGUGGAAACAUCACCCUAGAAGAACAGCUCAUGAUUCUUGAGCUUCAUUCUCGUUGGGGAAACAGAUGGUCUAAAAUUGCACAAUACUUGCCGGGACGAACGGACAACGAGAUCAAGAACUAUUGGAGAACCCGGGUUCAAAAGCACGCCAAGCAGCUCAAAUGCGACGUGAACAGCAAACAAUUCAAGGAUGCCAUGCGUUACCUUUGGAUGCCGAGGUUGGUCGAGCGAAUUCAAGCCGCUGCGGCCGCUACCGCAACGACUGCUCCGGCCACCACCAUGAACGGAACAUCUUCAGCCGGCUCGACCACCUCAACCAUCACUACCAACACUCAUCAUCAUGAUCACAACCUUGACGUCCACAAGGGCCAAAUGGCUUUGCCACCUGACUUUGGGGUUGCAAAGACUACUCCAAGUUGCACCCCGGAGAAUUCUAGCACCGCCGCCUCGUCGGACUCUUACGGCACCGAUCAGAUAUCGCAGGUAUCGGAGUUCACGGACUACUACGUUAACAUCCCGGUCAAUAACAACCCUAGUCAGGAUUAUUUCCCGAUUGCUGGGUUCCAGGGCCAGAGCCUAACUAGCCCAGCUGGUAAUUAUUUCAAUACUGGAUUGGAUCUCCAAGCCAUGGAACAGAACAACCAGUGGUUGGAAGGUGGGGACACAUCGGACAAUUUAUGGAAUGUUGAGGACACGUGGUUUUUUCAGCAGCAGCUCCACAACACAGGCAUUUGAAAUGUGAAAAAUGGGGAACAGGGUGCGAUCUGCAAGCUAGCUAAUGAAAGUCCAGAAAUUAAUGGACAAAAAAAUGAAGAAUUUUAAUGAUUUUAAUGUAGGAUACAUAUAGAUUUUGUAUUUAAAUGUACAAAAUGUCGUGGAAUGAGCACAGCUGGAGUAGAUCGAAGAUCCUAGCUAGCUAUUUUGGUACUUAGAAAGAAU
Messenger RNA from Juglans regia (Persian walnut), 1273 nucleotides. Its product is annotated as transcription factor MYB108-like. Gene Ontology annotation, biological process: regulation of DNA-templated transcription. The record is from RefSeq and is a predicted model, not a curated record. Bases 104 to 1069 code for a protein of 321 amino acids. Gene Ontology annotation, molecular function: sequence-specific DNA binding; DNA-binding transcription factor activity. The transcript has 3 exons. Gene Ontology annotation, cellular component: nucleus. Lineage: Eukaryota; Viridiplantae; Streptophyta; Magnoliopsida; Fagales; Juglandaceae.